Aedes aegypti (yellow fever mosquito) is the source of this 3063-nucleotide messenger RNA. RefSeq names its product DNA mismatch repair protein spellchecker 1 (gene spel1). Gene Ontology annotation, cellular component: MutSalpha complex; nucleus. The record is from RefSeq and is a predicted model, not a curated record. Gene Ontology annotation, biological process: mismatch repair; mitotic recombination. Bases 196 to 2949 code for a protein of 917 amino acids. Lineage: Eukaryota; Metazoa; Arthropoda; Insecta; Diptera; Culicidae. Gene Ontology annotation, molecular function: ATP binding; mismatched DNA binding; ATP-dependent DNA damage sensor activity. The transcript has 7 exons.
AAGCGCGCGCAUCUGCCAGUUUUGUUGAUAUCGUGACCGGUGAGAAUGUUUACAUUAUACAAAUUGGAAUAAAUCGGAAUAUGUUUGGACAUUUUGCUUGCUCUCUACUAAAUUUACAAGAAUCAAUAAGUAUAUUUGAAGAAGAUUAUCUGACGGAAAUACAAAUAAGUGAUUACCAUAGAAAAACACUGAAAAAUGGCCAAUCUAAGACCACUUCACUGUCUCAAUCUCGAUGCCAAUCAGCAAAAAAACUUCAUAAAAUUCUUCAAAACACUUGCAGACAAACCCGCCACAACUGUGCGUUUCUUCGACCGUUCGGACUACUACAGUUGCCAUGGAUCGGAUGCUGAGUUCGUCGCCAAAUGUGUUUUCAAGUCUACGAAUGUGGUGAAAUUCAUGGCUCCCGCAGGAUCAGACGUAGAAGUGCCAUACGUGGUGCUAAGCAAGAACAACUUUGAAAGUUUCGUGCGGGACCUCCUGUUGGUUCGGAACUACCGCGUGGAGGUCUAUACAAAUAAAGGCCCUACGAAGACUUCCAAUGACUGGGUGCUAGAGUUCAAGGGAUCGCCUGGAAAUUUAUCUCAAUUCGAAGAUUUGCUUUUCGCCAACAAUGACAUGGUAGCUGGAUCGGCAUUGAUUGCUCUACACGUGAAGCAGCAGGGAAAGCAGAAAAUGAUCGGUAUUGCUUGCAUCGAGAAUAACGAGCGUACAUUCUCAGUAUCGGAGUUCAUGGACAAUGAUUUCUACUCCGAAUUGGAAGCAAUGGUUGUGCUGCUUGGCCCGAAAGAGUGUGUUCUUCCGUCUUCUGACGCUGAGUAUGAACGGAUUAAAACUCUCAUGGAAAGAAACAACGUGAUCGUUACACUGAAGAAAAAGCAAGAUUUUUCGUUGGAAAAGAACGACAUCAUUCAAGACUUAAACAAGCUGUUGAGAUUUGCUAAGGGUCAACAGGAAAGUGCCAACACAAUGCCGGAAACAACGAAAACUAUUGCCUUGGCAGCACUGGGUGUUGCCAUACGAUACCUGGAACUCGUGAACGAUCCUUCCAAUCAUGGUCACUACGAACUGAAAAUGCUUAAUCUUAAAAGGUUUGUCCAUCUGGAUGCAGCUGCCGUUUCGGCUUUGAAUCUUUUCCCAAAGCCAGGAGCCCUUAUGAAUUCGAUUGCCUUCAAAUGGCAUAGCGUGUUGGGGGUUCUAGAUCGCUGCCGAACCCCUCAAGGGCACCGUCUGAUGGCCCAAUGGCUCAAACAGCCUUUGCGAAGCUAUGAUAUUAUCAAAGAUCGUCACGACAUUGUUGAAUGCUUCGUUGACAGCGCUACUGUUCGGUCUGAACUACACGACAUCCAUAUGAAGCGGCUACCAGACAUUCUCAUCGUCGUUAAGAAAUUGCUCAGGAAGAAAGCAUCCCUACAGGAUAUCUUUCGGCUGUAUCAAAUAGUUUUGAGGAUGCCGAAAAUAAUUCGCCUUUUGGAGACGCUCGAGAAUCCGACUGUAAGGAACAUUAUCACCGACCCAAUGAAAGAUACUUUGGCAGAUCUUAAACUGUUCAAGUCCAUGGUCGAGCAGAUACUCGAUUUGGAAGCUGUUGAACGCGGCGAAUAUCUGGUGAAACACACCUUCGACGACCAAUUGAAGGAGUUCAAAGAACAAAUGGACGAUCUGGAAAGUAAAAUGAAACGAUUGCACGGCAAGGUGGCAGAUGAAUUGGGGUUGGAGGCUGGCAGCUCUAUUAAGUUGGAAUUUGUUGGACAUCACGGGUUCCACUUCAGGAUUUCUCUCAAAGACGAAACCAUCAUUCGUAAGAGCACCAAAUAUCAGACCUUGGAUGCUGUUAAGGGUGGAGUCCGAUUUACCAGCGACAAACUUGCCGAUUAUAACGCUGACUUUUCCGCCGCGAAGGCAUCCUACGAGGAGCAACAGAAAACAAUAGUGGACGAGGUUGUUCGAAUCGCCAUCGGAUAUACCGAACCGUGGACAAUGCUGAACAACCAAAUUGCUCAGCUGGAUUGCUUCUUGAGUUUUGCCAUAGCAGCUGUGAGUGCUCCCGAGCCGUAUAUCCGUCCCAAAAUGUUCCCAGAAGGAGAAGGUCGAUUGAAGUUAACGCAACUUCGUCACCCAUGCUUGGAAUUGCAAGAAGAUGUUAACUUCAUAGCAAAUGACGUGGUUUUUCAGAAAGAUGAAACAAUCAUGUACAUUAUUACUGGUCCAAACAUGGGCGGUAAAAGUACUUACAUUCGAUCGGUUGGCGUUGCUGUGCUUAUGGCCCAUGUUGGAGCAUUUGUUCCGUGCUCUGAAGCUGAGAUUACUAUCAUUGAUUCAAUUUUGGGACGCGUAGGAGCAGAUGAUAAUCUUAGUAAGGGUCUCAGUACUUUUAUGGUGGAGAUGGUUGAAACUGCGGGCAUUAUUCGCACUGCGACCGACAAAUCAUUGGUGAUCAUCGAUGAGCUGGGUCGAGGAACUUCUACGUAUGAAGGAUGUGGAAUUGCUUGGUCUAUCGCGGAAUAUCUGACCAAGGAAAUAAAAUGCUUCACUAUGUUUGCCACCCAUUUCCACGAGAUCACUGAAAUGGCAGAAUCGCUAACAACCGUGAAAAGCUGCCAUAUGAAUGCCAUCGUGGACAACGACAACUUCACUUUGCUGUACCAAGUCAAACCUGGAAUGAUGGAGAAAAGCUUUGGCAUCCAGGUUGCGAAGUUGGCGAAAUUUCCCCCCGAAGUCGUUCAGUUUGCCCAAAAAUUGUAUGAAGAAUGUGAAGAUCAUUUCGCUCAACUACAGAUUGAAAAAGAUGACGAGGGAAUGCAAGUGCUGAAAGCUGCCCUUGGGAAAAUUGGCAAAGUUGAUCCAAACAACGACGAUUCCAUCGGCACGAUGCUUCAAGAUAUACGUACUUGCGUUAAGCAAUCAAGCAGCACAUAUUUCAGGAAAACAUUUCCACAUCUGUAUGCCUAAGUAGGUACAAGCCAUUCAGAUGGAAAAGCAUUUUCUCCGAAAAAGUACAAAUCCUAUUUGUUUUAAAACGUUCCAUUUGGAUUAAUCAAUAGACAUUCUUGCUUAUUUGUUCAA